Messenger RNA from Serendipita indica DSM 11827, 1410 nucleotides. The record is from the annotation of a GenBank genome assembly. Lineage: Eukaryota; Fungi; Basidiomycota; Agaricomycetes; Sebacinales; Serendipitaceae.
AUGCCUGCCUCGCGAAGCAACACCAAGGCCUCGAGAACCAAGCGAUCCGACGAGUUUUCACCUGUUGAACUCGCUGGAGACGUCGACUGCACCACUCCAGCUGCUGGGAACAUGUUGACCGAAGAACAGAUCAAGCUGCGCAAUAUGAUCCCCGCCUUGACUCCCGCUCACGGACCCGAAUCGACUGCCACCGCCAUUUUGGCCGCGCUCUCCCUGGGCAGCCAUCGUCCCAACUCGCACACUCGCCGCAAGUCGGAUGGUCAUGUCAAUCGUCCACCGAAUGCGUUUAUUGUGUUCCGCCGCGCGCAGGUUCAGAACAUGCCCGCCAAUGUCACCCAGCACCAACAGCGCAUCUCGAAUCUCACUGCGCUUUUCUGGCGUGUUUUGACAACCUCUGAGCAGAACACAUGGUAUGCUCUCUCGGAUGACAUCAAAAAGUUGCACAACAUCCUCUUCCCCGACUACAACUUUAACCCUCGCAACCCAGACGGGACGAAAAAGUCGACACUCCCUCGUGCAGGUCUUACACCCGAGAGACUCGAGUUUGCAUGGAACGAGGCUCAAUUGCUCAUCCAAAAGCACACUGUCAUGGGCGAGCACCCACCGGCGCCACCUGCAUCGCUCACUGGCAAGAUUGCCCGCCCCAAAGCUCCUCGCAAGGGACAGGGCACUCGUGCCAAGGAACGCCGUGAGCAAGAAGCUGCUCAACGCGCUGCUGCUGCCGCUCAGGCUACGGCAGAGGCCGCAGGCACCGGCGCCAGCAGCGUCUACUCGCCCGAGAUGAUCUCGUCCAAUACCUUUGUGCAAUCUUACUUUUCAACCGUCGACGAGGAGUCUUCAAUUGCUUCUCCUCCAAGCGAUUCGGCGAUCGCCUGGCGGCCAGAUUUCAGUCUCGAGGGAUCUGUCUCUUCUCGCUCCAGCCCCACCAACUCUUGGACCGAAUUGGUUGGGCCGCUUGAUGCUGCUCCCGACGCGUUUGAAAACGGCUACACGGGCAAUGACUCAGGCAUCUCUACGCCUAUCGUCGUCGAAGAGUACCCAAUUGGUCACUUUGGCGCUCCAUUCUCACACCAGACCUCACCAUAUGAAGGCCAUAUUCCAGUCGCGAACGCCCACGUCUUCGCCGAAAUGAAUGUGAGCGCCACUUCGUUCAACGCGCCCGCGAUGCAAAAGCAAGUGCAUCACUUCACUGUCACGCCAUCGAAUGAUGGCUACACACACUAUUACCAGCAACAGACCGGCCCCAUGAAUGCAGCGACUAUCCUUGGCCCAAGCGAAUUCUCCACCUCGAUCACGGGAAUGGCGAGUGGCCAAGUUGAAGCUCAGUACAUUUUCCAUGAUAUGGACCCUACUGCUACGUACAUGGAUAUUCCAAGCACCUAUGCCGCUACUGCCGAGUAUGCUUGGUGA